AUGGCUUUGUCUGGCGUUAGGAAUUUCUCUAAACAGUUGAAACGCAUCAAAACAAUUGUAAAAGCCGUACGAAAAUGUUGUGCCCGGAAAGAAAAACAAUCGUGUUCACCUUGUUUGCUUUAGGAAUAGUGCUCUCUGUUGCCCAAGCAGAAGUGAACAAAUUGAAUUUGGGGAAUCUUGUUAAGAACCUACUCACGAAUAUGGAACGUGGCACAGUUUGGGAUGAACAUUUACAUUUCUCACUUAUUUUCGCCGAGUUUAUAAUUAAACAAAAGGUGCGUUUUUAUGAGCCGACACGCUUCGAGAACCAAUUAUAUGAGGAAAUUUUGAAACGCAUUGCAACUUUCAGAGCUAAAAUUGUAGCUAAAAACGGCGUUGGUCGGCUGGGUAAUUUGCUGCAGAAGAAUGUGAGAUUGUUGAAGCCAGCUGUGAUUGAGGAUCAAAUUGAUACCGAAUUUGAAUACAGAACACUGAAGCGAAAUUAUGACCGUUUAAAAAAUACUGGAUUUCCAAGCUCAACGCUGUCCGACUUUUGUUUGCUCCACAUUAGCUCUUUAGAAAACUGCGAUGUUAUAGAGGAGUCGUGUCUUGAGGUGAUAAGCUCCACUGCGCCCACAUAUGGCUAUCGGCGUAUGCAUCAAAUUCUAAUACUUUAUGUGCUAAUGCAUCACACUUGUGCCCCGCAAUUCGGUCCACCUAUCGUCUAUGAAAUUCUCUCCACAAAACAUUGUUCGGAAGUUUAUCGUGAACAUCGGCUCUUGGCCAUGUCAUAUUCGCAAGGUCGUCGGGAUUUGUACAUCGAACAAACUGCUUUAUGCAGUCUCUUUGGUUUUAAGGAGUUUCUUAAUAAGGCGGAAGUGCGUAAAAUUGUCUCUUGGGAUAGGUUCGGCAUUUGUAAUUGUGUCGGCGAAAUAUCAUUUUAUCAGGGUUCUAACGAAAAAGACAGAUGCAAGUGUGCAGAUCAUUCACACAGUGUUGCAUUGUUGUUUUAUGUGAAUGCUAUGUUGUUUUUGUAUUAAAUAUGUACAAUAUUCAUUUAUAAUACAUUACAUACAUAAAUACUUAUAUAUAAAAUUAUGCUCUUAAAUAACUU
This is a messenger RNA of Zeugodacus cucurbitae (melon fly), 1093 nucleotides long. RefSeq lists its product as uncharacterized. The transcript has 5 exons. Gene Ontology annotation, cellular component: cytosol; membrane. The record is from RefSeq and is a predicted model, not a curated record. Bases 75 to 1019 code for a protein of 314 amino acids. Lineage: Eukaryota; Metazoa; Arthropoda; Insecta; Diptera; Tephritidae.